This is a messenger RNA of Spodoptera frugiperda (fall armyworm), 8183 nucleotides long. It is a transcript of the gene Vav, whose product is annotated as protein vav. The transcript is spliced from 16 exons. Gene Ontology annotation, biological process: regulation of GTPase activity; cell migration. The record is from RefSeq and is a predicted model, not a curated record. Gene Ontology annotation, cellular component: cytoplasm. Bases 166 to 2643 code for a protein of 825 amino acids. Lineage: Eukaryota; Metazoa; Arthropoda; Insecta; Lepidoptera; Noctuidae. Gene Ontology annotation, molecular function: guanyl-nucleotide exchange factor activity; protein binding.
UUAGUUGUCAAAAAAUCUUGUUCUCGCUUGGCUCGUCCUGUGUUUGUUGUAUCAAUUUGUAUGUCAAUUAUCAAUUAACCCUCGUUUAAUAAUGGCCUGUUGAUUAUUAAAAAGCAGUGCUCAGUGCUGAUACUAUCGAUGUGCACUUCGAAGUUUGUGUAAAUCAUGGCUGCUGGCGGCGAGGAUCUGUGGCGCGAGUGCGCGUCCUGGCUGACGAGAUGUGGCUUGCUACGUCCCGACCAUAAGGCGAACUGGGAAACGAGUUCAAUCCAUGACCUGGCGUACACCCUGCGAGAUGGCGUACUGCUGUGCAACCUGCUUAAUGUGCUGCAUCCAGGCUGCAUUGACAUGAAGGACGUGAACCAGCGGCCUCAGAUGGCACAGUUCCUGUGCAUGAGGAACAUCAAGGUGUUCCUCCGGACAUGUCACGAGGUGUUUGAGCUGCGGGAGACGGACCUGUUCGACCCGUCCAUGUUGUUCGAUCUGUCCAACUUCCAUCGAGUGCUGUGCACGCUGGCUAAGCUCAGCCAGUGCCCCAAGGCUCUAGCUAAGAAUAUCAAACCAUUCUCAGCGCUACGGACACAGUCGGAAGAGGACAUCUACAAAGAUCUGCAAUCUGUUAGCGCCAGUGCGACCAUGGCGCCUCCCCCCUACUCGAGCGUGAUAGAGGAGUGCCCCGGGCACCCGGCGGCGGCCGAGGUCCCCUGGGUGCAGUUCACGAUACCCUCCGCCACCUGCGAGGACCGCGUGGAGGAGAUUUACGAGGACCUCUGUUACGUCAAGUUUACAUCAGCGACGCCAGAGCUAGCGACAUCGUCACAUAGUUUAGAAAAGAGAGAUUACGUUAUACGAGAGCUGGUGGACACUGAGAACAACUAUGUGGAUGUUCUCAGCAAAAUUAUCAAAUACUUCCUGAGGCCACUGAUGCCGUACCUCAAACCUCAGGAUAUGCAAGUCAUAUUCUUCGGGAUUAAGGAACUGCACGAGACACACACGGGUUUACUAAGGCAGCUGAAGUUAGCGACAGAAGCGUGUGUGCCUGGCAACGGCGCGCCGCGGCUGGCGGACGUGUUCCUUGCGUGGCGCGAACGGUUACUGCUCUACGGAGACUAUUGCUCAAACCUCACCAACGCUCAGGAGACGCUCAAAAACUUAGAUGCCAGAGAUUCUACCUUCAGUAAACAAUUAGCGAAAUGUCAGAAGGAACACAGCGACGGUCGGAUACAGCUGCGCGACAUCCUGUCGGUGCCGAUGCAGAGGGUGCUCAAAUAUCAUCUGCUGCUCGACAAACUCGUGCAUGAGACGCAGCCCAAUCACGAGGAGUUUCGAGGAUUGGAGAGGGCGAAAGAGGCGAUGGUGGACGUAGCGCAGUACAUCAACGAGGUCAAGAGGGACAGCGAAGUACUUGCGUUGCUGGCUAAAGUACAGGAGAGUAUAAUAGACUGGGAGGGCGGCGCCCUAGGCGCGGGGGGCGCAGGCCUGGCGGCGUACGGGCGCCUGCUGCUGGACGGCGAGCUCAAGGUGAAGGCCCACGAGGACCAGAAGGUGCGCUCGCGGUACGUCUUCGUGUUCGACAAGCUCAUGCUGCUCUGCAAACCCGUCAAGCUCCUGUCGUCGCAGGACAACCAGUACUCGUACCGCGUGGGCGUGCGGCUGGCGGAGUACCGCGUGGAGGAGGGCUGCGGGCGGCGCGCGCUGCGGCCCGACGCGCGCUGGGCCUCGCACUUCUACCUCGUGCGCCGCACCAAGGACGCCACCUUCACGCUCUACGCGCGCACCGACGACGCCAAGCGCAAAUGGGUUAAGGCCAUUAGAGAUGCUAUCGACAACUUGGAGCCUCCAGGCUGUCGGAGUACGAACCACAAGUUCGUGCUACAUACAUUCGAGAAGCCCGCCACGUGUCACCAUUGUUCCAAGUUCCUCAAAGGAAGGAUAUUUCAGGGCUAUUUGUGCACAGUGUGCAAUGCGUGUGCGCACAAGGAGUGCAUCGCUCUAUCGGGGCGCUGCGGAGGGGGACUCGCACCCGCGCCCCCCCUACCCCCGCACCACCACGCGCCCGACCAGGCGCUGCACUACUACAUGUGGUACGUGGGCGAGAUGGGGCGCGAGACGGCGACGGCGCGGCUGGAGCGGCGCGUGGACGGCACGUUCCUGCUGCGGGUACGGCCGCACGCUGCGCACGCCGCGCACCACGCGCACCACGCGCCAAUGCACGCGCCCACUGACACCAACCUCGCGCUCUCGCUCAAGACAGACAACACAGUGAAGCACAUGCGUGUAUGCCGCAAGCCGAUAGACCAGGUGCAGCACUACUACCUGUCCGAGUCGCGGUUCUUCCGCAGCGUCGUCGAGCUCAUCACCUACUACGAGAAGACCAGUCUCUCUGAGAACUUUGAAGGUUUAAACUCAAAUCUCCGCUGGCCAUUCCGCCGCGUGGUGGCGACAGUGAUCCACGACUUCCGUCCACUGGAGAGCUCCCAGCUGGCGCUGCGGCCCGGGGCCAAGGUCCUCGUGCUCAGCAAGGAGGGCGACAGUCGCGGCUGGUGGAAGGGACGGACGCUCGAUAAGGGCGACAACCGCUCAGGUUACUUCCCGAAGGAGUGUGUCCGUGAGGAGCCCGAGUGUAUCGGCGCACUGGACUGAUGUCAGCUUUGCCUCGCCGAGCGCGAGCUGCACUUCUCGUCGCCCAGGGCCACGGACCUCCUGGACGACGCGGACACUGCCGACCUCGUGUAGUCGGUGUCACACACCCACACAGCGAGGUACACGGCCAUCAUAUAGUCCACGCGACGAACGAACAUUCUUACAUAUUUUUGAGGGUGUUUUAUUCUAUCUAAAUGUUCUAUGUCGGUGUUGUCGAAACGUGUAAAAACUCAGUAGGUGACGCCCUACCAGUGGACGGAAGGUGACAUUAGUCUUAGCGUAAUGAGUGUUUAUUAUGAAGCAGAAAACGAGAACGAGGCAGUUAUAUUUUCAUAUCGAUGUUAAACGGUUCGAUAAAUGGUAGAUAAUAAUAUUGUACGGAAUAGUAAUGGAUGUGUAUAACGGUGACGUAUACCACGAGUCUAGAGGACUGUGUAAAUAUAUAGAGGGAGUGUAUAAAUGUACAAUGAUGUAUGGGGUAAGCAAAGAUAUAGGUGGCCCGCCCCCCACAGGGGAGGGAAAGUUCGACUGCAGAAGUGCUAACUAGUAUAAUUAUAAAUGUGAACAAUACAAAUAUAAAACGAUGAAAAAGUAUCUUUACAUAUAUACGUCUUAAUAGUUUUAAAAGAGUUGAAUGUAUAGACAAAUAUUAAAUUGUUUCGGAAGAAUAAUCUUUGCUCUUCAAUGAUGUGUAGAUGAAUAUAGUCUGUGGUGCACAGUCUGUUAUUGUUUUUGAAAUGUUUCACGUUAUGUACGAGAUAUAAAAUAAUUUUGUGAGAAUUUAUUUAGAGAUAUUGGAUAAGGCAUCCGGUUUACACGACAAUUUAUUGUGUGAAAGAACACGUUUUGAUUUAGAGGCAGCUGGGGAAAUAAUGGAGCGAAAGAAUUAAAAUGUUUUGUGUUGCUAUAGGAAGGAAUAUAGAUGUGUUGACACUUUACAAAAUAAUUAAUCAUAGCAACGUGUUCUUCAAGUCAUUAUUGAAACUAUAAUAAUAUUUACCAAUGCACUUAUUACGUAGUUAUUCAAAAUUAAGUUUGGAGAAAUCUCUAGUCGUGUGGAUGGGGCUUUACGAAGCAAUCUCACUUCAGUGUUAAGAUAUGUGUUAUAUAUACAUGUGCAUAUAUGUAUGUUAUUAUGUGUAAAAUUAUCGGUGGUAAUACAAAUGAAAUAUAGACUUUAUUGACAAAUACUGCUGGAUCGAGUGAAAAUGGGUCUUUAAAGAUAUUAACAGUAUUGGAUGAACAUAUUGUUUAGGCAAUACUAAAUUGUCCAAAAUCUAAUUAGCACUUUUUGCGCAAAUAAAAUAACGGUUGCGCAAAUUGCGCUAAACCGAAUCGAAUAAAAAUCUGUUUUGAACCUCAGCAGCUAUAAUCAGCAGCUAUUCUUCAAAUAAAGUCAAUAAAUCUGAUCUUGAAAGGUAUAAACUAAGCAGCUCUCUUCAGAAUGGCAGUCGGCGAUGUUUCGAUGGUGCGUAUCGAUGCUUUAAUGUAGAUAUAUUCUAGUAGUGUGCCGCAGGCGCACUGUAUGGCGGAUCGAAUGUACGUUGGAAUGUGCAAACUAUCAUCUCUUUACAUCUUAUAAGACUAAGACGUACUAGGAAAUAGUAUUUUGUCAAUAAUAAAAUGAUAAAAUUCACUGACUGUUUGAUAAAUGCAAAUCGUCCGUUAGCGUAGUGAUAGUAGUAACGGUGUCAAAGUUUAUACUUAUUCGUAUCGAAACUAACUUUGAUUAUCUUUAAAUUAUUUUUUUUAAAGUUACAAUUUGACACUGUGUAGCCCAUUUUUCGUUAGACAAGUCUACUUUAGUAGAACUCUGAGUAUAGAAUCUCUUAAAUAAGCGCAUUACAGCGUACAUUCAGGAUUGUUGUUAUAAAUACUUCAUGUCAUUAUAUUUGUUAAGUCGUGGACUAUUCUGUCUUCACCUCUUUCGUGAUCUAUGCAAGAUAUUAAAAACUCCGUCGUGAUCAAAAUUAUUUAUGAUAAUGAAUAGUCAACCUUAUUGCAAGUGCUGUAAGAUUUAAAUCAAUAAAAAAGGAGACAAAGCGAUAAGUUAUAAAGAAUUCUCAUCUUUAUACUACCGGUAUAAGGUUGGCUUUUCAAUGUCACAUAAAUUCUCAAAGAAAUUGUAUCUUUUGGUCUUUAUAAUAAUGAUCUUGCGUAAAUCACAAUUCUUCUCGUCCCGUGCACUACCCACCAUGACGGAAAGUAAUGCUCAAACUGUGUAUUAACGAUUUCUAUUAUUUGUACUUUAAAGUGUUCAACAUAAGACUUAUAUUUGAUUAACUAUCACCUCAGUGCAGCCAUAAUUUUACGUGCAAUAUAGCGAAUUUUUAUCACUACUUUCAUUUAAAAAAAAAAUUAAGAAAAUAUUAUAUUUUAAAGUUCUUUUUAUUUAGCACUAGGCUCGCAAUUAAUAUGUCUCAUGAUUGCCGAGUGUGUGUAAAACCUUGAUGUUUAUUUGUUUUAAUCGCUUAUUCUUAUAUUAAAUACCUCAAUGUCGGCCAAGACUUCAUUUUUAUUCAAAGAUUGAGGUGGAGUGCCAAACUUUGUCUUUUAAACAACUUUUAUUGUACAUUGGCAUAACGCUUAGUAAUGAAAAUGUAGCUUAUUUCUUCCAUUAUAAGGCUCAAUUUGAAACGCAUUCUUAUAGCCUUCGCAGGUGAAUCAAUUAUUUAAGCCGACAUAUUGUUCACUAUGCAGUAAGUGUUGUCUCACUCAUACUUUGAAAGUAGCAAUGAUAAAGAGAGACACAAAAUCAAGUAUAUCAAAAAAUACAUGUUUUGCUUGGCUGUUUCUCUUAAACAAUCGUUAUGCCAAUUCGCUGCCAACGUACUAUACCUCAUUUUAGCCGUUCUGUCUACAUUCCAAUGCAUAGUAUUAUUUUUUCUCUAUUCUAAACAAUUGCACGAAUUUUCAGUUUAUAUUUAAUUUAAACCUUAUUACAAAUAUAUAACAUUCAUUUUUGUGUAAGAGAACACUGUUUUUGUAAUUGAAAUGCAAUAGUUUAUAUGUGUUUUUAGUUAUUAACUCUAGUUGCAAUAUUAUGGUCACACUUUAACGUAUGUAUUAUGAUUUUAUCUUCCUACUUUUAACGCGGUCGUAGCACAACGCUACGCCGUAGUAAGUCUUCGUAGCCUACCGUAGUAUUUAGUUACAUUUUCAAUUUGGAAAACUUUCAAUUAAUACCUUUAGUCACCUGUCAAUGUUCAAUCUACGAUGCUUCCAAAACAGUCAUCCACAUAUCACAAACAUAAUAAAUUAAAUUUUAAAUAAUUCGAGCUUCAUUUACUAAAAAGUCUAAAGGAAAAAAAAAUAGGAAUCUACAAUCUUAAAUGAAUAUUUAAUAAUAGAUGAAAGUAGCCCUCGUUGAAAUAUAGUUAUUGUUCUUGUUAUCUAAAUCUAAAUAUUUAAUUAAAAACUCAAAAGUUAUAUCCAUUUUAAACUUAAAAUAAAUAGUUCAUGAAAUCUUAAUGAAAAAAAAAAUGGUAAUGUUGAAUCUUAGCACUCAAAUUGACACUUUAUUCAUUCAUGACAAAACUUCGAUGGUACUCUCUUCCAAAUUUCACGAGAAAGUGAAAUACUUGUCAAAAUGUUUCCAUAUACUUGGUUACGACUAAUGUAAAUACAUUGUUAAUUUAUUUGUGUAAUUAUUGUUUAGUGUACCAGUAAGUUGACGUGCACAAUGAAUGUUAUCCUUCCACGUUUCUCUUAAGUAAUUUAAGUCUUACCGCCGUACUCAGAGUCCUUUAAUGGUUACUUAACCCAGUCCUUAGCAAUUGGUUUUGAUACGAACUCGUUGCUAAGAAAUAGUUUAAGUAAUCAUUAAAUGUCUCUGAGUGCGGUUGUUAGUACAUUAACUAAACAAUGUCGUAUAAACAUAUGUGGAGGUGGCAAUAUGUACCGUCUUGUUCUAUUUACAUACGUGCAGCAGACUCACUAUUUGAGCGUACCUUUAUUUAAGCUAUAUUCUACGUUAUUUAACGUUAACUUACUUUUGUAGGAUGACAAAGUAACUGAUUUAGAUCUAAACAUUAUUUCGUUAAGUAUUCCUUACUUAUUAUAUUCGUAAGUAAUGUAAAUAAACUUAUAUUUUCUCGUACACUGAGCCACUUCCAUCUCGUCAUAAUAAAUUAUAAAAGUAAAUGUAAAUUUUAAAUGGAUUUAAAUGUUACUUAUAAACACUAGUGCCACUGAAUAAAAUAUAAAUUUAAAAUGUGCUUCAAUAUAAUCUUUAUGAUAACCAAUGUUUAAACACUGCUUUAAUUAUUAUAUGUGAAGAAAAAAAUAUAUCUAUUGAUUAAAACAUAGUUUAUCUUGUCCAUGGCGACAGGGUGCCGUUGUUAUGUAAAAAUUAUAAAAUAUUAUAAAUGAUAUAAAAAAAUAUGAGACAUAGUAAAAAUAUGGUUGUUGUAAAGUAAUAGAUAUAUAUUUUUUCUAUUUAGUUGGCGAGCCCGGGGCGGGCGUGGCGAGCCACGGCCGCAGUGUGAUAGAUAGAUCAAUAUAGAAAAUAUUAUUUUGCAUUUUUAUUCAAAUGUACUGGGAGAUGGUAGCUAACGUGAACACCGAUUGCCGUGCGCACACGUUCAUUAAGAUAUUAGUGAUUAUAUAAUUCUGUGUAUGUAACAUACAAUAAUAUUGUAAGUAUAGUUAGCUCCCCCGCUCCCACUGAGUCGCUAAUUUUAUGAUUCGUGCCAAAAUAUGUUAAAUUAUGAGCAAGCAUGAAAUGAUCUCUGUAAUAUUACGCCGUAUAUAAACACUACAUACAAUAUCUACGUACGUUGUUAUCUGCACUAGAAUAUGUUCAUUUAUUACCAUUUACAUGUACGUUGUGUAUUUUAGUUUUAAGUUCACACAUCUUAUUGGGUGGUCCAACAUUUUGUGAGUGUUUUACUGAUGUUUUCUCAGUACAAAAGUUGAUUUUCUCAUGGUAGCUUUAUGGUCGCAAAUUGAACUUACUUUUAUUUAAUUCCUUUUUUGCAAUGUUCUAAAUCUUGGUAAGCGCACAGUGACUUUAUUUUUGUUUGCAGGACGUCUCAAUGUCAUACGUAAAUUAGCACAUUGGUAAUCCUUGCGCUACCUUCAUAUACAGAGCUUCAUAUGCAAUUAAAUGAGAAUAUUUGUAUGCAAAUAUAUUAGGAGAUAUUUUUGUUUUGUUUCAUUGGAAUGGAAUACUAAUGGAAAUGUUAAUGCAUGCAAGCACACGUGAUAAUAGAACGAAAUGCAAAUUCAUUAGAGAUUAUUAUUGUUGGAAGUUUUAUGUAAAGUAUGCAGGGAUUACCAUUGUAUUAAAAUUGAUAUAAAACGUAGUAUGUAAUAGCAAAUUUAUGUUAAAUGUCUGCAUGUAUGGAAAGUUGGUGCUAAGAUAUAGUAGUUGUGUUCAUUUGUCAUUACGUUCCCAGUGCUUGUGUGCGCCGCCGUUGCGUUAGUAAUAAAUGUAUUUUGAUAUUAUUUAUGUUCAUGUUUGUAAAUAUACAGAAACGGCAUAUCCAUUGUUCUGUAGUUAGGUAAGCCACUCCACAAAUAAAUACACCGUUGGAGAA